Cydia splendana is the source of this 1011-nucleotide messenger RNA. RefSeq names its product molybdopterin synthase catalytic subunit (gene Mocs2B). Gene Ontology annotation, cellular component: cytosol. Lineage: Eukaryota; Metazoa; Arthropoda; Insecta; Lepidoptera; Tortricidae. The coding region runs from base 1 to 987 and encodes 328 amino acids. Gene Ontology annotation, biological process: Mo-molybdopterin cofactor biosynthetic process. Gene Ontology annotation, molecular function: molybdopterin synthase activity. The transcript has 7 exons. The record is from RefSeq and is a predicted model, not a curated record.
AUGGAUCAUUUAAAGUUGACGGUGGAUAAGUUAUCGGUGGAUGCGGUGAGCGAGCAGGUGGUAGAUGACAGCUGCGGUGCAGUGUCUAUCUUUGUUGGAACUACUAGAGAUAAUUUUGAAGGCAAAAAGGUGCUGCGACUAGAGUACGAGGCAUACGAGCCUAUGGCGCUGAAAGCCAUGAAGGCCAUCUGUGACGAAGUAAGGAGCAAAUGGAGUGCUGUACAUAGCAUAGCUAUAUAUCAUAGAUUAGGCAACGUCCCUACCCGCGAAGCGUCCGUAAUCAUCGCAGUCUCCAGCCCGCACCGGCGCGACUCGCUCGACGCUGUCUCACUCUGCAUCGAGCUGUUAAAGGCGAAGGUGCCUGUGUGGAAGCGAGAGGUGUACGCGGACGCGGCGCCGGCCUGGAAGGAGAACCGAGAAUGUGACCCAACGCCACCCUCGCCUCCAGAGGCAGUGGAUAAAAACCUUAUCCAAAUCAACGUGUCCACAGAAGAGCUGCAGAAACGUAUACAGAACUUCAUCGAGAGGAAGAGAGAACAGGUGAACAUAAGCAACAUCCACGACUUCAUACCCGGUGUAGAGGAGAGCGAGACGGAAGAUACAUGUGCAAGGGUGCGCACACAAUUUGUGAAGAGGAGUGACUCUAAGGGACAUUUAAAAAUCCGCAAGGUCCACAACGAAUGGGGCCCGCAAACGGUCUCCUCCCCUCCCCAACCCGCACCCCUGCCGGGCGCCAUCGCAGAAAGGGUCCUUAAUAUAGAGAAGUUCCUCAAUAUGGGGCCUGUGGCGCCCGACAUCUACAGGCGCCUGAAGGAGAUGGAAGAUAGAAUAGCGCAGCUGCAGGCCAUAUCGCCGGAGUAUGCGGACUUUUGGGUGAGUGAGACAGCUAUAUAUGAGAGCGAGCAAAAACCAACCGUCGACUUCAUCUACUCGGCGGACGAUAUCGCUCGAAAGAUAGAGCAGCUCGAAAAAAUGGAGGACACGUGAAGUACCUACAUUUGUGCCUUUCUC